Adineta ricciae is the source of this 4734-nucleotide messenger RNA. The record is from the annotation of a GenBank genome assembly. NCBI's taxonomy places the organism in Eukaryota, Metazoa, Rotifera, Eurotatoria, Adinetida, Adinetidae.
AUGUUUCCAAACGCAGCUCCCACUCGACCUACUCGAUCGCCUUUACCCGCUGCAUCCCUUGUCACCAAUUGGAAUGUUGUACUUUAUCGUAAAGCUGAAUCGAUUCAUCCAUCACAUUCGCAUGAUCCAUCGCAAACAGUCUCCGGAUCUUUCUACAUUCAAUUACAACAACAAGCGUGCUCAGCAUCGCCAAGUCGUUCCGAUGUUCUUUGUCUACGAUAUCAAUCCCAACAUCAAAAGAACACGAUCGAUUCCUACGCAUUACCAUUUACAAUAACUCAGUUGAGUGAUGUGAAUUUGUCACCCGAUUCAGUUCCACUUUCUUCAACAUUAUCGUCAGCUACAUCAUCGAAAUUUUACAAUGGUGAUCAACAAAAUGUUCGAAUCAAUGCAUCGUCGGAUAAUCCGUUUUCAUUAUUACUUCGUGCGAAAGCUUUCCUUGGAGUAUUGGUGCUCAAUAACUCCACCAACAGCACCACUGCUAAUACGGCUGGAAUUAUUCGUCCAUUCAUGAUAUUUGUAACUGAAGAUGUGUGUAUAGGACAACUAUUUGAUGCGUAUAUCUUUCGGAUUGUACAAGUUGCAACGAUUUCUAUUCGGGAUAAUCCAGAAGAUGAAGUUUAUGUUGCUGGAAUUAAAAAACUAUUUCAAGGACGUUGCUUUUAUUAUUCUACAGAUGUUAAACAUGAAUCAAAUACAAAUCGACGGUAUUUUAGUAAACCUUAUGAUAUUACUCUUUGUGCUCAACGUAUGGUUCAAGGACAUGAUUCCGAUAUUCGAUUCUUUUGGAAUCGUGGUCUGUGCUUACCAUUUUUAAAGUAUAAUAUCGAUAUUCGAUAUUGGAUACCGAAAGUAAUGUGUGGUGGAAUUGAAAAAUAUCGUAGUCAAAGCGAUGAAAUCGAUAUGUGGUUGAUAUCCAGACUAAGUUGCGAACGUGCCGGAACAAGAUUUAAUGUUCGCGGUGUGAAUGACGAUGGUGCCGUGGCAAAUUUUGUUGAAACAGAACAAAUUGUUCUUCUACAUCGACAAUUGAAUUAUUCAUCAUUUGUGAUUGUUCGAGGUUCGAUUCCAUUAUUUUGGCAUCAACCGCGUCUUCAAGUCGGUACUCAUCGAAUUACAAUCUCGCGUAGCGAAGCACUUAGUUUCAAAGCCUUUUUCGAGCAUUUCAAACAUCUCUAUCGUCAUUACGGUCGUGUAUUGAUUCUUAAUUUAGUCGAACAACGUGAUAAUGAAAAACGCGUUGGAGAAGAAUACCAGAAUCUAUUCCGUUUACUGGUCAAAACUUAUAAACAAGCUCAGCAAUCUCAUCGACCGUGUCUUGGUCAUUUAACCGAACGAGAUUUCAUUUGGUUCGAUUAUCACGAACAAUUUCGAACGAUAAAAAACUUAACACCGGAACAAUUCGUUCGGAAAAUGUUGAUUGAAAAUAAUCAGCUCGACAUUGAAAAUGCUCUAGAACAACAAAGUGUAUUUACUUAUAUGGAUCAUACGACAUUAAGUUUACAACAGGGAAUCUUUCGAAUCAAUUGCAUUGAUUGUCUCGAUCGAACGAAUAACGUGCAAUUGACCAUCGGGUUACGGAUUUUACCAAUGCAAUUGAGAAGUUUGAGAAAGCAAAUCAAUUUCAAUAGUAUUUUUGAGCAAUUGAAAGAUAUGUGGAUUAAUAAUGGAGAUCAUAUCAGUAGAAUUUACACGGGUACUGGCGCGCUUGGGCAAAGAAGUAUAGCGAAAGAUAUCCAACGUAGUGUUGGCCGAGCAAUUCAAAAUAAUUUACGUGAUGAUGAAAAGCAACAGUCCAUGCAAACGUUGAUCUAUACUUAUGCAAAAGAUUCUUACUUACAUGAACGUUCUGUCGCAGCACUCUCGACGCCUUAUGUUAUCUCUGAUGGUCUUAUCUUGAGUGAAAUGUUCAAAAUUCGUCAGAGUUAUGUACGAAAAGAAGAAAUUCGAAUAGCCGUUGGCACGUGGAAUAUCAACGGAGAUAAAAAUCGCGAAUUAGAUCACGAAUAUCCGUCGAUAUUGGAUGCUUGGAUUUUGGAUGGGCCGGAAAAUAUGUCGACGAAUUUGAGAAAAGCAAAUGCGAUUGAAACCAAGGGUUAUGUAGUAAACGAUUAUAAGAAAGCUAAACCGAGUAUAUUGGCAAUUGGAUUUCAAGAAAUUUGCGAUUUAACAGCGACAAAUAUGGUUUGGCAAAGUUCGGUAAAUGCAACCCGUUGGGUAGAUAAUGUUCAAAAUUAUUUCAAAAAAGCUUAUCCCAACGAUGAAUAUAUUCUUCUGGGUAACGAUCAAUUAGUCGGUGUGUGUUUAGUCAUAUUUAUUCGUCGAGAUCUUGCGCCAUUUGUCAAAAACAUUGCUGUUGACUCAGUGAAGACUGGAAUGGGUGGUAAACUAGGCAAUAAAGGUUGUGUGGCUAUACGCUUGGUUCUGCAUAACACAUCGAUCUGCUUUAUCUGUGCUCAUUUUACUGCUGGACAAAAUGAAUACAACGAACGCAAUAAAGAUUAUCGAUCAAUGAUGGAAAAGCUGUCAUUUCCACCGCCAUCACGAGCUCUCUGGCAUGAUCAUAUAUUCUUUCUUGGUGAUUUUAAUUAUCGUUUGUCAAUCUCACGUAAUCAAGUUGAAUAUCUCGUCCGAAAUGAAUCCUAUGCACAAUUACUUGAAUAUGAUCAACUAAAAAAAGAACAUUCCGAAAAUCGAGUGUUUCAAGAAUUUCGUGAAGGACCAAUCCAUUUCCCUCCGACAUACAAAUACGAUAUCGAUUCCGAUAAUUACGAUACGAGCGAAAAGGCACGAACACCUUCGUAUACAGAUCGUAUUCUUUGGCGUAGUACUUCUUCUGAUGUUCAAUGUAAACAGUUGUAUUACGGUCGUGCCGAAGUGAAAACAUCCGAUCAUCGGCCUGUUAGUUCAGUGUUCGAUGCAGAAAUAGAGAUAUGUGAUGAAGCAAAAAUGCAUCAGGAAUAUGUGAAUAUUUAUCGACGAUUAGCACCAUCAAAUGCAGUGAUAAUCUAUGAUAUGCGUGCGGAUCUGGGUCAAAGAAAGAAUUUUUUAAUCGAAGAAUUCGAUUCGUAUGUGAAGAGAAAAUACGGAUCACAUAUUCCGAUUAUCGAUCGAUUUUUUGUUUCGAAUCCACGAUGUCUUUCACUACAUAUGUUUUUCGAAAGUGGAGACCAUGCUCGAAGAGCGAUGGAACCGCGUGAAGAUCAACUUCCAAGUGGAGUUUAUUUUAGUAAACGUUUAGUCAAUUUAAAUGAAGAUUUUGCCUUGGCACAAAAAUUAAAUCUCCUCUUUGCUGAUGCCGAUGAAACAAUGUAUGCUGAAUCAAUUGCUUAUGAUCUUGGUGUUUAUCAACAACCGGCUCGUGAAGCACUGUCGACCGUUCAAGACGUGACUGUUGCUGGUGUUGCGCGUAGUCUAUCCGAUUUUCUAAUAUUUCAAACGAUGGAGGAUACAUGCGAUGAAUCAAAAUUAACGUUUUCUGAGCAAUGGAAUAUGCCGAAGCUUUCGAACGAGGAUUCUUUGAGCCACUCAUCAGCAGAGUUCAUUGGAAUAGAAGAAGAUAUGCAAGAUUUCGAAAUAAUGAAAGAUGUUGAACACACAUAUGAGCAAAAUCGUCGUAGUUUUGGGAAAGUCAUUAUUUCGGAUUCGGACGAAGCAGAAUGCGAAUCUUUGGAAAGCUUAGAUGACGCUAAUACAACACCGGAUACCAAAAGACAUGGCUUAGGACCAGUAAAACUUUACUUCAAAGAGCAAUUGGGUACCCGACCGCUGUAUUAUUAUAGACAAAUGAAACGAUCGCGUAUGAAAAAACACGGCUGUCCGAUAAACUAUGGAAGUAUUCAUACGAAAGAGAUAAAGUUCUCUUUGAAAUCGGAGAAAACACAGCGAAAACACGAGGAAAAUGGGGCGACCAAUCUUCUUAAUAUGAUGGAAGAUUUACCAAAAUCAAUGGCAUUUGUUUCGUUGGAUGCUCAACACCCCGUUGUAUCGAAUUUGAACGAACAGAAACAAAAGAAAUCACGAAUAGAUAAAAUGAAAGCUAAAGUGAAACAUUCAUUAAAACCACCAAAAAAGGACGGAAAUACAUUGCCUGUCAACAAAGGACAUGUAGUCACCACUAACUUUGAAGCGAUUGUAAAUGAAGAAUCCGUACCGUCUAGCGGACAAGAGAUCGAAACAUAUCAACAAGAAGAAAAAGUGAACGAAUUGAUUUCAUUUGAUUCGGAUCAUUCAAAAUCGAACAAUAAGAAUCUACUCGAACCAGCAGACAAUAUGUUAUUCAAUGAAAAUGCCUUUGAUCCAUUCCAUUUUGGAUCUAAAUCUGUCUCGAAUACUUCCAAAACAAAUGGAGAUGACCUUCUAUCGUUUGAUCAUCACCCACCUGCAGCUAAAUCGACUUUUUAUAUCGAUCCGUUUGAAAUUAUUUCGAAACCAAUACCACCCUCUCCUCAAAUACACCCAAUGACUUUAGCAAAUAACAAAACUCCUUCGAAUCAAAGUAGUUUUUAUUAUCAACCACCACCUCAAUUUAUUCCAAGUCGACCAGCUCCACCGGUUCCUCGGCCACUCGCUCCUCCUCCUCCUCCUCCUACGUCUGUUCAACGUCCAUUAACCCUAGAUAAUCUUAGUCUAAACCCCAAUCAUUUCACUAAUAAUAUUCCAUCAAAUGAUUUACUUGAUCUGGGCGAUCCCGGCUCACCACCACCGAGUCCAAAAUUUGAUCCAUAUGGUUAA